UUUUAAAAUCAAAUAUGAAUUGUAAGUGCAUGGCGAAAUUAUAGAAUAACAAGAUAACCAUGCCUAAAAAUUUUGCGAACGAAAUUAAGUUGAUUCUAAUUUUGAUUAUAUGUCAUAGAUUCUUAUCAUCACCCCUGACCGCUGCCAGUCACUUGCCAUCGCUUCGCUACAAUCCACGUGACACGCUAUCAGAGGGAAUAUCAGAGAGUGAUUCAAGCAAAACUAGCAAUAAAUUGGAUAAACACAAGGAAUACAUAACAAAUCGUUUAAAGAACUCGAAUCAAAAUAUGUUUUUCAAUACCAAUUCCGACACAAGAAGAAGCACUUCUAAAAGAAACAGGCGCAAUUCGUUGAGAAAUCGGGAACACGUGACUUACUACAAACCUCGCUUUGAUUAUAACGAAGAUAAAAAUAUUUAUUUCCAAUAUGGUAAUAAUGACAAUGAUGAUUACGAAAUCCCAGAAGAUACAUUGCUAAAGCGACACAAGCUAAAUGGUAAGUAUGAUACUUCAGAUAUAGUCGAGAAUCUGAUGCCCAAUCAUUUAAAAGAAGAACUUUACCUAGAAGAUGAUCCUAGUAAACACUCAGAACAACGGCAUUCACUAGUAGAGCUUAACAAGCGUGGCUUUAUAGUGGGGAGAAAUAAUGCUGACUGUUUAUAUUCUAGGGAAGAUCUGAGAACAUUAUUGGAAAUGUUGAUUUCGGCUAAAAAGUCCGGAGCGGUUAAUGGCAUGAUCAAUUUAUGCGGGAAGAUGAUAAGGGCCGGUGCCGUAAAAACUGAUUUUAGGUUCGCCGGUUAAAAUUUUUUUUUAAAUUGUAUUUUUUUUUGCGAGAAUCAAUUUUCCAUUAAUAUUUUUACUGAAUUUCUAAUAUAAUUCGCCAUCAUCAUAUCAAGUAUUUAUAUUAGUGUUGCUAAACAGCUGGUUUUGAGCCGAUUUUUAAAGACGACUUAACCAUUCAGGAUAAUAUUACGCAAUGCCUGGAGAUUUUGUUUGUAGAAGGAACGAAGGUUUGGACAUCUAUCAACGGAAUCUAGAAGCAGCAUAGGCAAUAUUUUUCUGGCUAAAAUUUUGAGUUAGCCGUUCCUAAAAAUCGCUUCAAAACGAGCCGUUUAACGUAAUUUAUAUUUAGUGAUAUUAUGUAUUUUUUAAUAUAUAACAUUAUAAUUGUAUU
Messenger RNA from Gordionus sp. m RMFG-2023, 1173 nucleotides. RefSeq lists its product as uncharacterized. NCBI's taxonomy places the organism in Eukaryota, Metazoa, Nematomorpha, Gordioida, Chordodea, Parachordodidae. The transcript is spliced from 2 exons. The record is from RefSeq and is a predicted model, not a curated record. The coding region runs from base 60 to 800 and encodes 246 amino acids.